AUGGAUCUAUGCUCCAUCCAUGUGAAAAACACGAGAUACAGUCACAGGGCAGCUAUUCUGCUGAGAAAUUCAAUCCAAGAGAAACCCAUUUCUAAAUGGGAUUCUUCUUCAAGGAGCAGCCUGAUGAUGGCACAAACACAUGGCGGGUUUCUUAGAGUUCUUGAGAUGAGGGUCUCUGAAAGAAGGAAGCCUCACAGAUGCCAUCCUUUCGUGGUCAGAGCUGUUGGGAAGAAGAAUAGCCGCAACUUCAAUAAUAAUGAUUCCGAUGAUUCGUCUUCUUCUUCUUCUUCGGAGCAAGAACAAAAGGAAGGAGAUAGCCAGAAAGGAAGUAAUGCUUCUGAAAGUAAUAAGUCAAAAGACAGUGGAUCUCAAAAGCCCAAGCGUAAGCCCUUGGAUUGGAGGGAGUUCAGAGCAAGCCUCUAUAUUCAGGAGCAGACUGAAACGGUCGCAUUUGACAACCAUAAGGAAGAAAGGGAAUCUCUGAUGGGGCCGAAUUCUCUUCCACCAAAGUGGGCCCACCCAAUUUCUGCUCCAGAGAAUGGUUGCCUUCUAGUUGCUACAGAAAAGCUCGAUGGAGUCGAUUCAUUUGAAAGAAGUGUAGUUCUGCUUCUGAGAUCUGGAACCAGGCAUCCUCAAGAAGGACCAUUUGGAAUAGUUAUAAAUCGUCCCUGUCACAAGAGGAUCAAUGAUAUGAAAUCCACAAAUCCUGAUCUGAAAAAGACAUUUGCAGAGUCCGACGUGCAUUUUGGGGGACCCCUUGAAGCCAGCAUGUUCUUGUUGCGUGCUGGGGAGAAUGCAUCACUAGUUCAUGGUUUUGAAGAGGUUAUGCCAGGAGUAUGUUUUGGCGCUAGAAAUAGUUUGGAAGAUGCCUGUGCACUGGUAAAGAAAGGCGUGCUUAAGCCUAAGGAUUUCAGAUUCUUUAUUGGGUAUGCUGGCUGGCAGUUUGACCAAUUAAGGGAUGAGAUUGAUUCAGAAUAUUGGUAUGUAGCGGCAUGUAGUUCAAACUUGAUCUUUGGGGGUUCAGAAAGCUCUUCUUCGUCAGAGGGUCUAUGGGAAGAGAUUUUGCAGUUAAUGGGUGGUCACUACUCGGAAUUGAGCCGCAAGCCAAAGCAGGAUAUUUAG
This is a messenger RNA of Oldenlandia corymbosa var. corymbosa, 1122 nucleotides long. The record is from the annotation of a GenBank genome assembly. NCBI's taxonomy places the organism in Eukaryota, Viridiplantae, Streptophyta, Magnoliopsida, Gentianales, Rubiaceae.